GUCCGAGAGCGGCUCCGCUCCGCUUUCGCUUCGCUCUGCUCGGCUGGGGCGGGCCGGGCCCGGGGCCGGCGGGGAACGGGCUGUGCCCCGAUCGCCGCCCCACGGAGGGACGGACAGGGCUCCGGGCGCAGACCUCCCCAAAGACCAUCAAUGUCGCCGCGCCUGCUCAGGGCGGUGGGCCGGGGCUGGCUGGCCGUGCUGGGACUGCUGACGGUGGCCGUCUUCGUCCUGGUCCUGAUCCCGGCGAAGGAUGCUGUCGUUCCUACCAGGUUCAAAUACGGUCUGGUGUUUGACGCUGGCUCCAUACACACGUCCCUCUACAUCUACCGGUGGCCCGCGGACAAGGAGAACGGCACCGGCAUCGUCUCCCAGGUGGAGGCCUGCUCUGUGUCCGGACCCGGCAUCUCCAGCUACGCAGACAACCCCGCGGGGGCCGGCGCCAGCCUGAAGCCUUGCCUGGACAGGGCCAUGAAGAUCGUCCCGGCCGAGCAGCAGCGGGAGACCCCCACGUACCUGGGGGCCACGGCCGGCAUGCGGCUGCUGAGGAUGGAGAACAGCACCAAGGCCGAGCAGGUCUUUGCCGAGGUGUCCAAGGCCAUUGGGGAGUACCCUGUGGAUUUCCGUGGAGCUCGGAUCCUGACGGGGAGCGAGGAGGGCUCCUUUGGCUGGAUCACUGUCAACUACCUGCUGGAGACCCUGGUCAAGUUCUCGUUUGCAGAGAGAUGGGAACAUCCCCAGGACACCGAGGUGCUGGGAGCUCUGGACCUUGGCGGUGCCUCGACGCAGAUCACCUUCCAGCCCGGGGUGCCCGUGGAGGACAGGAACACGUCCGUGUUCUUCCGGCUCUACGGCACCAACUACUCCCUGUACAGCCACAGCUACCUGUGCUACGGGCAGAGCCAGGCCCUGAAGAUGCUGCUGGCAGCCCUGCACCAGGCCAGCUCGAGUGCCCAGAUCUCCCACCCCUGCUACCCGCGGGGGUACCAGGAGAACAUCACCGUGGCUGAGCUCUACGACAGCCCCUGUGUGCGUGCACCCAGCUCAGCCAGCCCUGCCCUUGUCCUCACGGUGACGGGGACAGGGGACCCAGCCGCGUGUGGCACGGCCGUGCAGAGACUCUUCAACUUCAGCUGCGGGGCGCAGUGGCCGUGCGGGUUCAAUGGGGUGUACCAGCCUCCCGUGCGGGGACAGUUCUUCGCCUUCUCGGGGUUUUAUCACACCCUUCACUUUCUGAACCUCACAGGAGGGCAGUCCCUGAGCUCAGUCAAUGCCACCAUCGCGCAGAUCUGUUCCAGCAGCUGGGAGCAGCUGCAGCUAUUGUUCCCCACGGCGAGCAGGACCCAGCUCCGUGACGCCUGCACAGCCAGCUCCUACAGCCUCACCCUUCUCCUGCAAGGCUACAAGUUCAGCCACACGACGUGGCCCAGCAUCCACUUUGUCCAGCAGGUUGCUAACACAGAUGUGGGCUGGACUCUGGGCUACAUGCUCAAUCUCACCAACAUGAUCCCCUCGGAGCCUCCCGCAGCAGUCACAGGCCUCCCGAGCUGCAGCUGGAUAGCAGCCACGGUUCUUCUGGCCAUCAUGCUCAUCCUCACCUUCUGCCUGCUCGCAGCCACGUGCUGCCAGAGGAACUCCUCGGGCUAUGAGCACCUGUAGCAGCACUGCCUCCACCGAGUCCUGCUGCCACACCUCUGCAAGGAGCUGCUUCCUGGGAAUCACGCCUGUGUGCCCAGGGGCCAUGGACUUGUCCUGGGGGGCCCUGAGUCGUGGCCUGGUGAGCUGGCACUGGCACAGCUGUAAAGCAUCCUCCUCACA
Messenger RNA from Corvus hawaiiensis (hawaiian crow), 1815 nucleotides. RefSeq names its product ectonucleoside triphosphate diphosphohydrolase 8-like. The record is from RefSeq and is a predicted model, not a curated record. Bases 151 to 1656 code for a protein of 501 amino acids. Gene Ontology annotation, cellular component: plasma membrane. Gene Ontology annotation, molecular function: GDP phosphatase activity; UDP phosphatase activity. Gene Ontology annotation, biological process: nucleoside diphosphate catabolic process. The transcript has 10 exons. Lineage: Eukaryota; Metazoa; Chordata; Aves; Passeriformes; Corvidae.